AUGCGGGAAUCAGGGUUGUUGCCGAAAACUGAGGAUGACUACCGAAAAAUCGUUCGCCUGUUCAGAGAGGAGGAUGUGCCCCAUCAUACGUUCCCUCUUCCUUUAGAACGAAAUAUUCCCGCGGUAGUCAGAGGCAUACCCGCAAUGUUUUCGGAACAGGAGAUCAAAGGGGAAUUAGAACAGAGGGGAUAUACUCCUCUCCAAAUUAUCCGACUCAAACGCAGUGGCGGCGCACCCAUGCCUUUAGUGGUCGUGAUACUGCCCAAGAUUGAAAAGUCCCAUCAGCUGUUCAAUGAACAUGAGCUGCUGGGUCAAGCAAUCAAAGUUCAAAAGAACUCUAGACUUAUUGGGCAGUGUCACCGCUGA
Messenger RNA from Acanthoscelides obtectus, 366 nucleotides. The record is from the annotation of a GenBank genome assembly. Lineage: Eukaryota; Metazoa; Arthropoda; Insecta; Coleoptera; Chrysomelidae.